This is a messenger RNA of Coccidioides posadasii C735 delta SOWgp, 657 nucleotides long. RefSeq lists its product as uncharacterized. The record is from RefSeq and is a predicted model, not a curated record. Gene Ontology annotation, cellular component: NatC complex. Lineage: Eukaryota; Fungi; Ascomycota; Eurotiomycetes; Onygenales; Onygenaceae.
CAUGCAGCCAUGGACAAUCCCCAGGCAGUGUCGUAUCUCGAGUCAUUGCUCAACAGGACAGUCCGAUUGCACACCUCGGACACACGCCUCUUUGUAGGCCUCUUCAAAUGCACCGACAAUGAUCGGAAUAUCAUUCUCUCAAACACCUAUGAAUAUCGCUUCCCAACUCCCGUUGCUUUGAAUGAAGCGAUUGCCCAGCAGGGUUCCGAGAAUCAGGAAGUGGUCAAGGCAAACAUGACAAGCCGCUUUAUUGGUCUGGUUGUGGUGCCUGGGCAGCACAUCACGAAAAUCGAAGUCGACGACCCUUCGAAAUAGACUACUGCGGCGCUGGGCAAAUGGAAAGCGAUCAUUGGGUUCCGAAUCUUCCGAGGGACGGCAUUCAUAGAAGCUGGCACGAUAAUGCCAUCCGAUGGAAGUAGCAAAAGAAAAGAAAACGCAGCCCAAAAUAGAGAGGAGUCACAAGGGCGCACGGGAACAGCCAAACAGAGCAGCAAAGCUCUCCUAUCUGUGACCCCUUGGCGUUAAUCCUAAGUACGGAGGUGAAUAGGAAACCAAGCGGCCACGUUCUCCGAGCUGCAUCAGGCCCCCCGUUACUUACUUGGUGAUUGCUCAUGCGCCGAUAGGAGUUUACUGAGGAACACAGAGCUAUUUGUGUUG